AUGACCCAAACCCACUACACCAUCCUCUCUAUCCCACAAUCCCUCCCACCAACCCACAAAAACUACCAAUCACUUCUCAAAAAGUCCUAUCAUAGGACGCUUCUCCGAUGUCACCCUGACAAGCUUCUAACCGGCACAUCAUCGAUUGCCGGUCAAACCAAGCAAAAGCAAAAUGUAGGAGAAGAAGAAGAAGAAGAAGAUGGUAACGAUGGUGGUGAGAUACACACCGUCGACCAAAUAAACACAGCCUAUAAAACCCUUUCAUCACCAACACUUCGACAGGAGUACGAUCUAUUCCUCCGGUCUUCUGUAUCCAAUGGUACAAACGGUGGUGCUGGUGGAAGGGGAAGAGGAGGGUACAAAACAGGUCUAGAUGUUAUAGACCUUGAUGAUAUGGUCUACCAUCUUCCCGAGGAGGAGGAAGAGGCGGAAGGAUCUCAGGGAGGGAGGUUUACGAAGUCUUGCAGAUGUGGGGCGGAAGAAGGGUAUGUUCUGACUGAAGAGGAUAUGGAUGAUGUUGAGAAGGAAGUACAACAGCAGCAGCAAGGUAUUAAUAAUGGAACCAAGGCACGGUCUAUGAUCAUCGGUUGUUUGGGAUGUAGUCUGUGGGUUCAGGUCGAUUGGGUGGUCUGUGAUAGCGACGAUGAAGGUGGGGAGUGA
Molecule: messenger RNA, 660 nt
Organism: Orbilia oligospora ATCC 24927
Lineage: Eukaryota; Fungi; Ascomycota; Orbiliomycetes; Orbiliales; Orbiliaceae
Exons: 1
Coding region: 1-660 (219 amino acids)
Biological process (GO): protein histidyl modification to diphthamide
Molecular function (GO): metal ion binding
Source: RefSeq, a predicted model, not a curated record